AUGUUGUACAUAAUUGGUUUAGGGUUGGGUGAUGAGAAAGACAUCACUCUCAAAGGUUUGGAAGCUGUGAAGAAGUGUGACAAGGUUUACAUGGAAGCCUACACUUCCCUCCUCUCCUUUGGUCUCUCCACCAAUGGCAUCUCCAACCUGGAAAAACUAUACGGUAAACCCAUUAUCCUUGCCGACAGAGAAAUGGUAGAAGAAAAGGCCCAUGAAAUUCUCUCUGAAGCUGAUCAUGGCCAUGUUGCUUUCCUUGUUGUUGGGGACCCUUUUGGGGCUACCACUCACACUGACCUUGUUGUUCGAGCAAAUAAGAUGGGAAUUGAAGUCAAAGUAGUACACAAUGCAUCUGUGAUGAAUGCUAUUGGAGUUUGUGGUCUACAGCUUUACCGUUAUGGGGAGACUGUUUCUAUACCAUUCUUUACAGAGACGUGGAGACCUGAUAGCUUUUAUGAAAAGAUUCAAAGAAACCGAAUGAUGGGACUGCAUACACUUUGCUUGUUAGAUAUUCGUGUGAAGGAGCCCACACUAGAAUCUUUGUGCAGGGGAAGAAAAGCCUAUGAACCACCCAGGUAUAUGACAAUAAACACAGCCAUUGAGCAGCUCUUGGAGAUUGUGCAAGCACAUGAAGAACCUGCCUACACUGAGGAUACUGAGUGUGUUGGGCUUGCACGGCUUGGUAAUGAAGAUCAGAUGAUAGUAGCUGGAACAAUGAAGCAGUUGCAGUUGAUUGAUUUUGGAGCACCUUUGCAUUGCCUUGUUAUAACAGGCCCGACCCAUCCCGUGGAGGAAGAAAUGCUGGAUUUUUACAGAUGCAGGACAUAGAUACAACAUUAAGACAGCAAGACCGGAGUAAUUUAGCAAAAUAGACUUCAUUUUUUUUUGUUGUAGGAGCCCUUGUAUUUUUUUUCUUCCUGAAACACUUUUUGGUUUCUAAUCAGGGCCAAAAGUGAACUAAAUUCAUUGGUGAAUGAAAAAUUAUGUUUAGCGUGUUUA
Molecule: messenger RNA, 996 nt
Organism: Glycine soja
Lineage: Eukaryota; Viridiplantae; Streptophyta; Magnoliopsida; Fabales; Fabaceae
Product: probable diphthine methyl ester synthase
Exons: 6
Coding region: 1-825 (274 amino acids)
Biological process (GO): protein histidyl modification to diphthamide
Molecular function (GO): diphthine synthase activity
Source: RefSeq, a predicted model, not a curated record